AUGGAGGACCUCUUUGAUUGGUGGAAGCGGAAAGCUAAGACCCUUACUUUUUCUAAGGUAUGGCUCUAUGGAGUUGCCCUUAUUCCAUACUUUGUGUGGAUGGAGAGGAAUGCUAGAUGUCAUAAUAGUGCUGCCAAGCAGUACAAGCAAUGCUUCGCGAUGGUUAAGGGUGAAAUUUGUAUGUUCUCUUCGGUUCAUCUUGGGCAUCCCCUUUCAAUUUCGGAUCUAUUAUGUGCUAGAAGGUUAGGCAUUCCCCGUGUGGUUUGUAAGCACAGGGAAAUAAUUGAAGUGUUCUGGUGUCCUCCUUUCCCUGGUUGGGUGAAGUUGAACAUUGAUGGGUGCUCUUUCGGUAACCCAGGGAAGGCAGGGGUUAGAGGAAUCUUUAGAAAUGAGAGAACAAAGUCCAUCCUGAAUUUUAGAAAAUUCGUUGAUAUUAAAACAAAUUUUGAAGCUAAAUUUUUGGCGAUCAUGGCUGGUCUUGAGCAGGCUAAGGAUCAUGGCUUUCAAAAUCUCUGGAUUGAAUGUGACUCUGCAACUGUGGUGAUCCUUCAAUCUAAAAGUCUGAUUCCGUGGUUUAUUCAGCAAAGAUGGAGGGGUAUUUUACCUUUUAUGAAUUCUAUAAAUUGGAAGGUGUCUCAUUGUUUCAGGGAAGCAAACACAGUGGCCGAUUUCUUGGCUAAAUCAGCAACUCGUUUAGAAAUUUCUUCUCUAGUGGCAGCCUGGGCAAGGUCGGUGUUUAUGGAUAUGGAUAUGGAUGCUGCCCAGCAUCCUAGAUACCGAUUCCCUUAG
Molecule: messenger RNA, 789 nt
Organism: Macadamia integrifolia
Lineage: Eukaryota; Viridiplantae; Streptophyta; Magnoliopsida; Proteales; Proteaceae
Exons: 1
Coding region: 1-789 (262 amino acids)
Molecular function (GO): RNA-DNA hybrid ribonuclease activity; nucleic acid binding
Source: RefSeq, a predicted model, not a curated record